Molecule: messenger RNA, 2651 nt
Organism: Daldinia decipiens
Lineage: Eukaryota; Fungi; Ascomycota; Sordariomycetes; Xylariales; Hypoxylaceae
Exons: 2
Coding region: 168-2651 (827 amino acids)
Source: RefSeq, a predicted model, not a curated record
GUGCUUGUUUGCUUUAAAGUUCCUUAUGUUCUCCUGUCCUUUAACAUCAUUCGGGAGUUAGCACCUUUCGUCUUCUCAACUUCUAAGUCAACUUAGAAGAUUAGUAAAAAACGUAUCUAUCUCUUCACCGAUUUAUAAAAGCACUGCAAAACCUUACUGUUUACAGGAUGCUGCCACCAAGCCUUGUUAGUACAUACCAACAGUACAAGAAUGACACCGAUUCUAUUGCUGGCUGGCUUGCCUCUACGGCAAAGGCUACCGGCUAUGUGUCCGACCCCUUAACUCAGCAGCCACCCAAGGGGACAAGUACACGGCUGAAAGGUAAAGCGAGGGCUGAAGCUAAGAAGAUGCAAGCUUCCUCAACUAGCAAACCAACAGCAGUCAACAAGUACAUUAUCAAGAUCAAGGACUUCAUACCACUUGCAGAGUUUAUAGCUUCCAAGCACGACAUAUCUAUCCCAAACUCGCUCACCACUACCCUGCGUCGAGUCAUCAUUGCCCGUGGAGGGUUUAGUAACCUGCUUGCCGAGAAAGGGGCCAUCGCAGAUGAGAUAUCGGAAGUCAACCACGGCUAUUUUGUAGGCGUCCUUGAGAAGGUACAAGAGAUUCUGAAACUGAAACCGCAAACGAAUACCACGUCAACUAGUUCUGCUGGUUCCUCCCCUACAGCUUCCAAGGAUAACUCUCGCGCGGGGACUACUGAUGAUGAGUUGUCCAACAAAUUCGCCGGCUUAAAGGUGUAUGAGCCCUCGGAAGAUUUCCUCAAUGCACCUGACAUGGAACGACCAAAGGUCCGCGAAGGUGAUAAUGUAACAUACGAAGCAGAGCCACCAUCGUCCCUUGAAGAUCUCUACGUUGCCGUAACACUAUUGAUCAACGAUAUCAACAAGAUUCGAUCUCGCAUCGAAUGGAUAUGGACCAACUAUCGAGAUGGGUUUUUUGAGCUGGCUGCCUGUGCGGUUACCACUAAUACCGCUAUUGACCUAGCACGGAAACUCAUGGAAGACGUAAUACCGAUGUUCCAAGAUCAUGGUGGGUUAUUGGCGGUCUUGAACCAGUUUCACAUCGCCCAAGCGAUGAUGAAAGGGUACGAGCCUUUUAGUCACUCGCCCAGCGGUGCCGAUAAUUUCAACUACGACACAUACGACAUUGCGAAUGGAACCUACAUAUUAACCUGCAGAAUCAUGGAUGCGUUCACUAGGGUAGUGCAGCCUCGAGCCAUUCCACUGUACAAGGAAGGGAUGUUUGGUUACUACGAUCCUCGAAGCGCUCGAGAUUCCAAGUCGGGCUAUCAGAAAUUCGAAGAAGAUCGAGUGUUACUCAUGUCGUUCUUCACAGAGCUCAUGGCGGUGGAACGGGGGGUUAGCGACUAUCCAGUCGAAGACGAAUUUUUGCGUGGAAUCAAGGAGCUAGCCAAGACUAAAGAAGUGCCAUUUUACCUUGUCUUUGCCGCCCAGAUAUUUCUUGAUAUUCACUAUAUCCUUCGUGGGAACGCAGAUCGAGGGUUUGAGACGCUCCAAAUGAACCUUCAUUUUUUGAAUCGAGAAAUUGAGGAGCAUUUCGAAUUCCAUAAAGACCUGAAAAUUGAUAACUGGCCCACCAGUCACAACCAGAUGAUACGAUACCUUCAAGCAAAAAUACAGUACAUACUAGGAGACCCCAUAUACAAGGCCAAAACUCAAGCGUACCACGAACUCCGCGAGCCCGUUCCAGCGUCCAUGGAGCCCAAUAGAAUGUUGAAAAUGUCACCGGUUCUCAGCGGCCUUUUGCUCUACCAUUUUCGCUCAUCCACCUGGGAAAUCGGUAUCAGGCUCGCAGACGCUUGGGGAUCCAUCACUUACUCACUGCAUCUGUAUAAUGCCCUACAGAGCGAGAAGCUACUACCAAACUGCUGGCCAGAUAUGGACUUGGUAUGGGCGGUACUCGGUGAUAAAUUCUUCGUUGGAGAUACCCCCAAAACUCCAGAAAACUACUUCAAGAAGUUCUCCCUCCAAAUGGGCGCAACAGCAGCAGCGUUUACUGGCAAGCGCCGGAAGAACACGGCCUUGACCUCUCGGUCGGGGCCUCGAGGGAUCAAAGAUGGGAUACCAGUUUCGUCUAUGUUUAUGAAUCGGUACCGACAUGGAACGGGGCAGGUCGACUGGACGGCUGAGCACAUUGCCAAAAUCGUCGACCUUAGCCUGUGGGAGACAGAAGGUUUAGAGGAAGAGGGCACUGUGAUUCUGGGACAGGUCGAUACCAAGAAGCCGAAACGGCAGUCGAAAUCAAUCAAGGCUAACAAGUUCUCAGAAAUGCCGCCAGAACAACUCAUCAGAGCCUUAAUGUUCGCAUUGCAAGGUGAGGCCCUUGAGUUAGCUCUCCCUUACACCGCAAUGCACCGUGAAUGCUGGUCACUUUUACGAGCCGUACGAAAGCAUUGUGAUCCCCUGCUUCGACAGAUGUUCACCUCAAAGUAUAUGGAGCGAGAAACAGAACUGCCUUUUGUAGUGGGCUGGAUAUUCACCGCUCUUUGGGAAGGACAAGAUACGAAGCUUCUAGGAGAUGCCGGCGUUGCCGUUGCUGAGUUCAUACAAUCAAAUGGUAAUACAGUCCUGGACUUGCUAAAAAGUAUAGGAGUACCUGUGGUCUUCGGGGGAGAAGAGAUAGUAUAA